GUCUGCUCCUUAUAACCAUUUGAAAGUUAAAACUGCGGUUAUAAAUAUACGCGUGAUUAUAAAUAUCCACAGCGAGACACUCUCCAAUAUUUUCUUGUAAAAGCAAGGAGCAAGCUGGCUGCGAUGCAGUGGUCAGGGAUCCUGGUGCUUUGCUUGGCUGUGAGUGUGUUGGAACUGGAUAUUGCUCAGGGAGAAAAGGACAGGAUUUCGGAGAAACUCAGCAGCGCCGAUGAGCAGUUCUGCCGAGGGGGAUUAGAGGUGUUGUAUCCAGAGCUGCAGAUCAGUGAGUGCAGCAUAGUCCCACAAGCCCAGCGUUGCCGAUACAAGAUCAGCACAGAGUGGGAGGCACCACAGGUGCAGCUGACACAAGCCAAAAAGAAACAGAAGUAUGUCCUGAUCAUGGUGGAUCCAGAUGCUCCAAGUCGUAGCAACCCCACACGCAGAUACUGGAGGCACUGGCUGGUAGCUGACAUUGUUGGCAGUGACCUUCAGAAAGGUGAUAUAAAGGGCACAGUGCUGUCUGAAUAUCGACGCCCAACCCCACCUUCGGAGACAGGCUUCCACCGCUACCAGCUCAUGUUGUUUGAACAGCAGCCCAAAGCAACUCCCUACCUCAGCCCUGAGGAGCAGAAGGCAUUAGGUAACUGGGAUUUGCAGGCUUUCAUCCAGAAGUUCAAUCUGGGAAGUCCUGUGGCCACUGUGCAGUUUCUCACUCAGAACGCCAACGACUAAUUUGGAAAGCUUAGGCCCAUCUUAUUGUGUACCCUGGCAUUGCCAUGGCUCUCUGACAACUAGUUAAAACAUACCCAACUGCCUUGUAAAACAUGCCAAAAGAGAAGCAUUUUUCCCUGCUGAAAGAUGUACUCCUGUCUUAAGUCACUGUUGUGUAUUGAUUCCUUACUGAAACAUUACAUCUCUUUAAAAACAACUCCAGAGCACAUUUUCUGUUGGAUCUAUCACUUCUAGUUGGAGAGGAAAUCCACAGCUUUAAGGACCAUAGGGUCUCCUGGACUUGUUGGAAUUUUAAUCUGAGUUUCCAAUUGAGGAAGAUCUUGUGUUUUGUUUGUCAUCCAUCAAACCAUAGUCGCACAACAACUUAGAUGAUACACAGAGAGAGGCAUGGCACCAGCUGUAUAGAUCACUAUGACAGACUUCAAUCACAGCUUUAGGGGAUGCUAACAUGCUUUUCUCACCUGCUUCCUCACUUUGUGAAGUGGUUAGCUUUUAGUCUUAUCUUUGAAGGUAAUUACUGUAAGCAGAGCAAGUAGAAAUACAAAAUCAUUUAAGAUAUGCAAGUAAGAAAUGAAAUAAUAGGAAAGGAAGGAAGUUUUGAGCUGGUCUUUAAGCUUAUGCCGCUGGGUUCAAUCAUUUUCCUCUAUGUUUAUUGUGUGCUCAACUUGUCAAAUGGUGCAGUCACUCUAAUUGUUUUGCAAUUUAUAGGUUUAGUGCUUUUGACUUAAAUGAAACUGUAUCAAAUUGUGAACUGGAAUCAGAGCUUGGGUCAUCGCUGUGUAAUGUGAAAGUCUGAGAAUAAAUGUCUGCUGUGAUUUGGGUUUCUGAUUCAUGAA
Molecule: messenger RNA, 1568 nt
Organism: Lepisosteus oculatus (spotted gar)
Lineage: Eukaryota; Metazoa; Chordata; Actinopteri; Semionotiformes; Lepisosteidae
Product: phosphatidylethanolamine-binding protein 4
Source: RefSeq, a predicted model, not a curated record